UGGAGACUUGACACCGAGUCCUGCACGACGUCGUCAGGCAACGACGCGGCCUCAGCCAUGUUUACAUUGGCAGAAUUCCCCGACUUUAAUAUUUGCGCGACAUCGCCGGGCAUAUCUUUUCCCUUCCGAGAUACAUUAUGCGAGUACGCUGAGCUCUUUCGGACGAAGAACGCGAAGUACGGUCGUAUUAAAGCUAGUCCCACUCCGGAACCUUUGCGCGAACCUCAUCUCACCUCGAGAGUAACUGGUAGCUAACGAGAGCGAAAAUAUAAAUAUUUUGGGAGUCCCAAGAUAAAUAUGUAGGCUGUCCAUCUCUAUUUGCCUAUCAUUGUCAUUGAACAAGAUUAUUUACUAUGGCAACUAAAAGACUCGCGAUGUUGGCAUUCUUUCUCCAAUUGCUUGCCUUAUCAUCUUCUCACCCCAAUCCAAAAGUGUGCAAAGCGCAGCCUGGGACAAAAGCAUGGCCAUCGGAAGCAAAAUGGGAGAGCUUUGAUAAAUCUCUUUCGGGCCAGCUUAUUAAAACCGUCCCGCCCGGUGCAGUCUGCCACCCGUCGCAGCCUUCGUACGACGCCAUAGCUUGCCCGGCCGUGCAAGAGGGAUGGAAACUCGCGAAGUGGCACACUGAAAAUCCCGUUUCGGUCAUAUUGGAUAGCGCUGUAAAUGACACUUGUCUUCCGGAUCCGAAGUAUCCAUGUAGCGCAGAGGGAUAUCCGAUUUACGUGGUUAAUGCUACGACGGCGGAACAUGUGAAGAAGGGGGUCAAUUUUGCAAGGCAAAAUAAUGUCAGAUUGGUUAUUAAGGGAACGGGCCAUGAUUAUAUGGGGAGGUCUGCUGCACCUAACUCUCUCUCAAUCUGGACCCACAACAUCAAAGGUCUGGAGUUUUUCGAGAUCAACAAAUUCACACCGAAGCACUGCAAAGUUCCUAUUGAUAAGCAUGUUAUUACUGUAGGAGCGGGGACGCAGAUGCUGGAAAUUGACGAGCAAGCUUCUCUCCGAAACCUCACUGUCGUAGGCGGUGGCUCUGGGUCAGUUGGAAUAGGGGGCUACCUCACAGGGGGUGGCCAUAGUGCUAUCAGUCUCACAUUUGGACUUGCUGCCGAUCAAGUUGUGGAGAUGGAAGUUGUGACUGCAAGCGGAAAGAUAGUAACCGCGAAUGCAUGUCAAAACGAGGAUCUGUUCUGGGCUAUGCGCGGAGGUGGUGGCUCAACCUUCGGAGUCAUCAUAUCAGCAACAAUCAAAGCCUACCCCUCCUUCAAGUUUGCCACCGUCUCGGUCAUGUUCGGCGCCCCAGUCUCCUCCAGCGAUGCCUACUAUGACGCUCUUACCACUAUCUUCGAGGAAUCACCAGACCUCGGUGACCUUGGUAUCUCAGCCUACUACUUUGGCGCUGCCAACGUGAGUGCUGCCGAUUACGGCAUUCCAGUUCCAGGAAUGAUCAACGGUUUUAUCGGCGGCUUUAUGCUCCCGCUAAUAGACGCUUCCAACACAAGCGACAGCCUUCUGACGGCCGUCAACGCCACAUUAGCCAAGGCCAUCAAGGGUGCAGAAGACCAAUUCCUGACUUCGGUGACGGAGACUACAUUCGAUGACUUCUGGUCCUGGUAUAAAGAUAAUAACGGGCCAUUGAACGCGGGUUUCGAUGCCAUCCUUGGCUCGCGGUUGUUGGAUCGAAAGUCAUUGACGGGAAACCGAGCUACGCUUAAGGAAGCGCUGAUUGUGGCUCCUGGAAACGGAACCUUGCUUGGCCAUCUGGUUAGCGGGAAGGCGGUGCAUAACGCGAAGAUCCCGGGGGGAAGCAAUGCCGUGAACCCAGCUUGGAGGUCUGCAUAUGUGCAUACUGUUGUGUCAUCGUCGUGGGAUCCCUUGGAUGCUGCGGGGAGGGAGAAGCAGUUGAAUUUGAACACCAAUGUAUACACGGAGGCCUUGAGAAAAAUUGCCCCUGACACUGGGGCGUACAUUAACGAGGCUGAUUUGUAUGAACCAAACCCCCAGAAGGCGUUCUGGGGCGCCAAUUAUCCACGACUCUGGUUCAUCAAGAAGAUGCGUGAUCCCCUAGAUGUGUUUUGGUGCUCGCCUUGCGUGGGGAAUGAGGGAUGGGAAGUGAUUGAUGAUGCUCUUUGUAGAAAGUGGUAACUUGGAGCGGAGGAUAAGGGGUUGGAGAAUAGUUUGGAUGUGUGAACUGAUAGAGUGAUUAUUUAAUCAGCAUUUAAAUCGGAUUCUUGUCAUGUCGAUGGAAUGUAGUAGAACCACUAUAUAUUGUUAUUUCGAGGUAUUGUAUUGUAUACCGAAAGAUUGGAUGAUAAAUGAGG
Pseudogymnoascus verrucosus is the source of this 2311-nucleotide messenger RNA. RefSeq lists its product as uncharacterized. The record is from RefSeq and is a predicted model, not a curated record. Bases 354 to 2135 code for a protein of 593 amino acids. The transcript has 5 exons. Lineage: Eukaryota; Fungi; Ascomycota; Leotiomycetes; Thelebolales; Thelebolaceae. Gene Ontology annotation, molecular function: oxidoreductase activity; FAD binding.